Messenger RNA from Aspergillus welwitschiae, 540 nucleotides. RefSeq lists its product as uncharacterized. Lineage: Eukaryota; Fungi; Ascomycota; Eurotiomycetes; Eurotiales; Aspergillaceae. The coding region runs from base 1 to 540 and encodes 179 amino acids. The transcript has a single exon. The record is from RefSeq and is a predicted model, not a curated record.
AUGCGCCUCCUACAUUUGACCCCCAUUCUGUGCAUGCUCGGAUCUACCCAGGCCCUAUCAUUGGGCCAACGCUGCCUCGAAGCACUUGAUACCAUGAGCACCGUACCCAGCCGAUACAUCGCAACUAUCGAACAAGAGACUUGCAGUUGGGGCUGCAAACCUCGGCCGGCAGAAUGGGAUGCCGUAUUUGAAGGGGUCAUCAAAAAGGUUGUUCAGGAUGGGGCGCAAUAUACCGGAAUUGAUGACCCGAAGGGGCAGGCUGCCUUCGAAAACUACCUGAAUGACGUCUUCCAGAAUGUCAACAAAAAAUGCGGGGAUCGCCUAGGCGAUGAUCACCUUUGCAACGAUUCUCCACAAACGGCGGCACUGAAGCAAUGCGUCGACGAUAACGCCAAAUGGGCUGCGACGACAGCGGUCCUGCCGCUGGUGGGCUAUUUGUCGGAAGACCGGUGCGAGAAGGUAUCGGAUUACUUCAAAAGUGAGCAGCUUUGGAACAAGGAUUUGCCGACCAGGGCUCAGGUUUAUGUCCAGAGCUGUUAG